This is a messenger RNA of Anoplophora glabripennis (Asian longhorned beetle), 3295 nucleotides long. RefSeq names its product sialin (gene MFS9). NCBI's taxonomy places the organism in Eukaryota, Metazoa, Arthropoda, Insecta, Coleoptera, Cerambycidae. Bases 169 to 1665 code for a protein of 498 amino acids. Gene Ontology annotation, cellular component: plasma membrane. The transcript is spliced from 8 exons. Gene Ontology annotation, molecular function: transmembrane transporter activity. The record is from RefSeq and is a predicted model, not a curated record. Gene Ontology annotation, biological process: monoatomic anion transport; transmembrane transport.
UUAUCACCUUGCCAUUAUUAUGGAAGGCAGAGAUAUUAAACGCAACGAACAACCAGCACCAAUACUAAGUGAACAGUCGUUGCCGGACCACUCUAAUAUUCGAAAGUGAUUUUUGCGGUACAUGGUAAAGCGAAAUUUUGCCAAAUACUUAGUAUACGGACCAGCGAUAUGGUCCAUUCGGAGGAUAGUGACAAAAAACCAGGCGAUGAAAAUGAAAGGAACAAAAGUGUGGGAUGGAUGUUUUGGAAGAAGAGAAGAUACGUGGUAUCUGUUCUUGCAUUUGGCGGAUUCUUCAAUGUAUAUUCCCUAAGAGUGAAUUUAAGUAUUGCUAUAGUUGCCAUGACAGAACUGAAGAACGUGACUUUAUCCAAUGGCACUGUUGUUCUUGAACGUGAAUUUGAUUGGGACAGCGUCUUGCAGGGCUAUAUCCUAAGUUCGUUUUUCUACGGCUACAUUACGACGCAACUAAUCGGUGGAUACUUGGCGUUACACUUUGGGGGAGUGAAAAUUUUCGGUGGAGGAAUUGCUAUUACAGCAGCAUUGACACUAGUAACUCCUUGGCUUGUUAAAACAAACGUCUACCUUUUACUGGGAGUGAGGAUUAUAGAAGGUAUAUUUGAGGGUGUUACAUUUCCAAGUAUACAUGGCGUUUGGUCCAAAUGGGCCCCACCAUUAGAAAGAAGCCGAUUGGCAACUAUAGCGUUCUCUGGAUCUUUCAUCGGUACCGUGAUUGCGAUGCCCCUAAGUUCAUAUUUAGCCAAUUCCUUUGGAUGGCCCAGUAUUUUCUAUUUUUUCGGUGGCCUGGGUCUAUUAUGGUUUCUGGUGUGGAUAAUCGUGGUAGCUGAUACACCAGAUCAAGAUUCUAGAAUUAGUCCAGAAGAACUAGCAUAUAUACAUGAAACUCUCAGUAACAGCGACAAAAACAAGACUGCAAAAAUGCCAUGGAGGGCGGUUUUAACUUCCAUGCCAGUGUGGGCCAUCACAGUGUCGCAUUUUAGUGAAAACUGGGGAUUUUACACGCAACUGACUCAGUUGCCUACUUUUAUGAAGCACGUCCUGGAGUUCGACUUGGAGAAGACAGGGUUCAUGAGCGCACUUCCAUACCUUGUCAUGUCCAUUAUGCUUCAGUUUUCCGGUCAGUUGGCCGACUGGUGUCGAGUGAAGGGAUACCUAACCACAACUCAAGUAAGAAGGGUUUUCAACUGUGGGGGAUUCCUAGGCCAAACGGUGUUCAUGCUCAGCGCCGCUUUUUGGCUUUCACCCGUUGGAACCACCUUGUGCGUGACCCUAGCUGUGGGACUUGGUGCCUUCGCAUGGGCUGGAUUCAGUGUAAACCAUUUGGACAUAGCUCCUAAACAUGCUAGCGUAUUACUUGGACUCAGCAAUACUUUCGCCACUCUACCAGGCAUAAUAAGUCCAAUUUUGACUGGAUAUAUCGUAACCGAUAAAAAGAGCGCUGACGACUGGAGGAUAGUCUUCUACAUCUCAGCAGGAAUUUAUCUUGUUGGGGCAGUAAUAUAUGGCCUUUUCGCAUCUGGUGAAAUUCAACCAUGGGCCAUCGAGAGUGAACCCCUAAAUCAGGGGGUGGAACUACAUGUAGAAAGAAAUAAACUGCAAGAUAAAAUGAGCUAUGAGAACAAGGGUUUUGAACCUAGUAACACAUGAAAUUUAGGUUAUGUUUUGAUAUUAUAUUUUGUACAAAAAAAACGCUUUUUUUUCUGAAGCUACAAUUAAUCUAGAUUCUUACUGUAAAUAUUUAACAUUCGUCUUCUGAAAAUUUUGUUAAAGAUUUAUAUUGAGUGAUUCAGGGUUAAACCGCCAUACGUAAACCCUGCAUAGGAAAUUUUAUUUUAAGCAAAAAAAGUUUACAUAAACAUGUAUCCGAAAAUGUUUACUAAGAACAGUUUCUAAAACCAUUUAACGUAAAUGUAGAAUUUGGGUGCAAAAAUUAAACUGAAGCAAGUGGUUGUUUCAAAGUUAAAAUUUUUCAGAAUUAUUAAUCAGUGGUGUACUUAUAGGGGUUCUGUGAAACUAACUUUAAUCUCAAUUACAAACUGUUUUUGGGAAACACUAAUAAAAAAAAGCAGCAACAACAAUUACUUUAUUAGAAAAAAAAAAUGAAAAUGGAAGAGAAGAAAAUGUGUCGUCGAACAGCAGCUAAUUAAAAAAAUAAUAAUAAAACCGGCUCAAAACGGCCGCCAUCAUUUUCAAUGCAAUGUUUGCAUCUACGGACGACAGAUUGUGACUCUGAUGGUGUGAUUUCUUGGGCUGCUUGAACAAUCUUUUCCCGGAGAGUAUAGCUUCGUCGUUAAUGGACAUGACAUGACUCUUCGUUGUACCCCAUACAAAAAAAUCUAAGGGGUUCAAAUUCGGAGAGCGCACAGACCAAGGGAGCAGUUUUGACCGCUACCAAUCUGUCUUUCCGGAAAAUAAUUGUGGUGCAGCCAUCGUCUGACUGGUAGAGCAGGAUAUCCUUCUAACUAACCUCUGUUUGCUCCAUUAACUAGAGGCAUGUCAUCUAAGACUGUUUCAAAAUCAUUUUCCAAGAAACGAAGAAAAGCAGGACCAUUUAGCCGUGGAGGCAGAAAAUACGGACCAAUGAGUGAGUUGUCGUAUAAUCCCAUCCAGAUAUGAGCAUAAUGCUGAUUAAAAAUACCAGCACGGAUAAAAUUGCCUGGUCAGUCCAAAUCACCCCAACGAGAGUAAAAAGCAUCAUUUCUUAUUUGCCCCAAGAACCAUUCUCUUUUUCGUGGCAAGUCUUCAGGCAGCAAAUUCUGAACUGUAUGCGUGAUGGCCAAUUGCUUUCAAAGUCUUGGUCAGAGACUAAUUGUAAAAAACAUCUCCACGUGCCAUUGGAAGGCAUUUCGUCAAAGUGAUGUAAGAUAUUUUGUGUUUUAUCACUUUGAAGGAGUAGGGAAAUACUGUCUGCUCGCGAUUGCAAUGAGGCUGAUUCUGUUGCUCUUAGACAUUGAAAACUAUUGGAAAAUAAUUAUCUGUGGGGCCAUCUCCUUAGAAGAAAUCUGCGGGCGUACUCAGCUGCUGCAGCGUGCGUAAUACCAUCAUAAUACCCGUUAACAAACACAUUGACAGUCUACGCAUAAACGCACAUAAAAUUUGAGUUAAUAAAUUGACAUGUCAAAGACUGCCAAACUUCAAUAUAAACCCUCAAUUGUUGUCAAAGCCUACUAAACGCUGUAGCGCUCUUAGAAAGCAUUUGUGCAUACAUACAGGCUGUUACCAAUACGCUUCUCACUACAAGGAUCUCGCAAACAGUAACAGAUACGAAGUAGCUUAA